CUGACCGAUCUCCCCGGCGGGCAGCACUCUCUUUAAGCAGCGUGCAUAUGAACGGGAACAAUGAGACCACCCCGACGGCCGGACGACGAAGGAAAGCCCGAGACGACGAAGAGGAAGACUGGCCCGAGGACCGGAGUAAGUUUGAUAAAGGCCACGAAGAAACUCUAGUGCCUGGUUGUGGAAGGAUGGUAUGCCGAAGUUGCUGCUUGGAGGAUUCGAUGAGUAACACGACCACAUGCCGCGAUUGCUACAGCCAGCACUAAUUGGCUCAUGCAACGAUGGGCGUUGCUUUCAGCUACUUUCAAACCCACUGUUUUCAGUAACCUUGUCCUGGUAUCUCUUGUCCUGAAACGUUGUCGCUCUUUAUUGCUAUGCAAUGAAAU
Molecule: messenger RNA, 383 nt
Organism: Gloeophyllum trabeum ATCC 11539
Lineage: Eukaryota; Fungi; Basidiomycota; Agaricomycetes; Gloeophyllales; Gloeophyllaceae
Exons: 2
Coding region: 48-263 (71 amino acids)
Source: RefSeq, a predicted model, not a curated record